This is a messenger RNA of Aspergillus uvarum CBS 121591, 487 nucleotides long. RefSeq lists its product as uncharacterized. The transcript has a single exon. The coding region runs from base 91 to 417 and encodes 108 amino acids. NCBI's taxonomy places the organism in Eukaryota, Fungi, Ascomycota, Eurotiomycetes, Eurotiales, Aspergillaceae. The record is from RefSeq and is a predicted model, not a curated record.
CUCCUCGAUCGGUGCGUGGCCAUUACCGCGGGCACCUGGUACCAUACCGUACCCCAGCAACCUGUGCCACCCGCACUGGUUCAUGGCAUCAUGCCCCCGUUUGCCGGUAAUUUCACGUUACCGUCUCUAGCCCCCGCGGCGGGAGACCCCGCCGUAUGCGGUAUUUGCUGCUCGGGAGCCCAGUGCUCUCAUCCUUUCCCACUGGUUAGUCGGGGACUUCCGACCGGUAUCGGGAUAGAGUUAGGGCUUGGGGCUCGGGGCUGGCAAGUAGGGCCUCUGCAGAUCACGAAUCAUGAUACAAAUACAAUAGGGUUUGAAUAUCAAGAAACAGCGGGAUCACCGAGAGCUGGAGUUGGAAUCAAAGGUUGCAAUUCAAAUACGCUUCCAAGGAUAUUCCAUGGCCUUGGCAGAAUAUGAUACACGGGAUAUCAUCAACUAGUUAACAAUCACUAUAACGCCAACGCCCUAAACCAAUGCAUGCGUGCGU